Messenger RNA from Triplophysa rosa, 1488 nucleotides. RefSeq lists its product as uncharacterized. The transcript has 4 exons. The record is from RefSeq and is a predicted model, not a curated record. NCBI's taxonomy places the organism in Eukaryota, Metazoa, Chordata, Actinopteri, Cypriniformes, Nemacheilidae. The coding region runs from base 481 to 1080 and encodes 199 amino acids.
CUAAAUUAAAACACAUCUUCACUCUCUUACACAUUUUAUGUACUUGCAUGGUAUGUGAGAUAAAAGAUGUUGAUGUUUUCAUCAUGUCAGGACUGACAGGGUUUCAAGAGAGAGGGAGUGAGAGAGGAGAAAGAGAGGAAUGGCAGAAAUAGGAAGCAGGAACAUCCCACUGUGCUGAAAUUCUGUAAUGAUUUUAUUGCUGUUCUGAAAACAGAAAGCAGUUGAAUGUAAAAUGUGCCACUUGCUUGGUGAUUUGAAAAGGUCAGAGAUGUUGGUUGGCUGCAUGGUGAGCAGACUAUCUAAAGCCCUAUUCGCACAGGAUUAGUAUUAUCUGGGGACCUCUGGUCAUUUGUAAUAAUUGCAGAGAUUGUCUGUGAUCAUGUGGCGCAUUCGCACUGGAUAAGUGAACUCUGUGAUUUUACUCGAAUUUACUGACUUAUCUCCCUGAAAUGACGUGAAGGCGCUUCCCUCUUUCUAAACAUGGCGGCGGCGAGUGUUAGGAGGAAAAACCGGCAUUGGACACGGCAGGAAACACUUUGUUUAAUUAAUGUUUGGGGUGAACAACGUUAUCAAAGGCAGUUUGAACAAAUGGUGCACAACCACGGCGUUUGGGAAAAUAUUUACAAUGACCUUGUACUCCGGUGCCCGUCUGUACAAGACUUUGGAGAUUGGACCAAAUGUAAGGAAAGGUUGGACUACCUGCGAAGAAAGUACCGUGAUAGCCUCAAAAACAACAAGAAGACCGGAUCAAGCCCCACUACAUGUCCUAAUUUCGACGAACUGGAUGCGGUUCUAGGUUGCCGACCUAUGAACAAUCCCGGAGACAUGAGGAUGGAUAACGGGGGAAGUUCAGAUGAGGAAUCUGCCUGUGGUCCAUCUGAGAGCCCUCAGGAAAACGACACCUCAACGGAAAACAAUGCCGAGGAUGAGGCAUCCAGUCAUGGCACAUCCUCCAAAACAUCACCAUCACCACCUCCCCCUGCUGAACCCAAUCCACAAGUACAUCGCCGAAGGAAGGGGAGGAAAAACCCAGAUAAUGGAGGCAAUCGACAAGGGUCUGGACCGUCUCCUGCAAAAUGAAAAUAACCAUGAUUACGACAGUUUGAAUGGGAGAAAGAAAUGGAGAGAAACAGAAUGGCGCUGGAAAGAAAACGGCUUAAUUUUGAAAUAAAGAAGAUGGAAGCUGAUGAAAAGAGAGCAGAAGAGAACAGGGCGUUAAUGCUCCAGAUGUUUCAGUGCUUUAGGCCCCAGUACCACCAUUCGCGUUUUUCGGCCCCACAUUACUACCCUUAUACACCACCUCCCCAACACUCAUCAGCUGAGGAUCUGUCUACAACCCCUGGACCCCCUGCCCCAGCAGCAUAUGAGGUGCACUACUACACUGACCCACAUAAGUAGCUUUUUGUGACUUACCGUCUUGCAGGAAAGUAUCACUUGUUCUUAGAUAGAGUGUUCUGGUAGUUUACCAUUUAUUUUAUUUGUGUUUUG